Myzus persicae (green peach aphid) is the source of this 3409-nucleotide messenger RNA. RefSeq names its product NCK-interacting protein with SH3 domain. Gene Ontology annotation, biological process: endocytosis. Gene Ontology annotation, molecular function: Arp2/3 complex binding; protein binding. The transcript is spliced from 10 exons. The record is from RefSeq and is a predicted model, not a curated record. NCBI's taxonomy places the organism in Eukaryota, Metazoa, Arthropoda, Insecta, Hemiptera, Aphididae. Bases 446 to 2170 code for a protein of 574 amino acids.
AUUUAUAUAUUAUAAUUUUUUGUUGUUAUAUAGUUAUGAUAUAAUUCAAUGGUCUGUAGUCUGUUCUCACUUAACAACUCAAUAGUAGUUGAUACUCAUGUCAUCUUCAUAUUGUUGUUUAUUGCGAACGCGAUGUUUCCGCAGAUUACAAUACUUUUCAAUCAUCAGCUAAUAUCUUAUCUAAGGUUUUAAUCAUUUUUAAAUUACUCAGUUCUCAUUACUCGCAAUCGAUCGGUUAUUCGGUUAUCUAAAUGGUUCUGUGAAUGGUAGUAGGUACUUAAUACAACUCAAUAUUAUGUUAUAAACAAUAAUGUUCAGUGCGAGUAAAUAAAAUAUUAUACUUUUUAUUAUUAUUAUAAAUAAACGUUUUGUCUGGGCCCAACUGUCAUCAACUAGUCCAUAAGAAUUUUAUAAUCCACAAUAUUAUAUUUCUUCGAGGACAAAUAUGAACGAUACAUCUGAAAGCAAUUAUGAGAUGCUUCAAGCAUUGUACGAUUACAAAGAUACUUCAUCAGAGAGAACAUUAGACUUCAAAAUGAAUGAUGAAUUUUUCAUUUACCGGGAUGUUGCUGAUAAAAAGAGUUGGUGUUUAGUUAUCAACCAUAAUGGUGAUUUAGGAUAUGUACCAUAUAAUUAUGUCAAAACAAUUUAUGUAAAAGAUACACAUGUAUUAAAAUUCCUAGACGAUUGUCUCUUGACAGUCCAACAAAAACUUGAUGUGAAUGAUAAUUCCUCUGACAAAUUUAAGCUAUAUGAAUCAUUGUUGAGACGACAAAAAAAAUUUAAACAAAAAUCUUCCUAUAAUACACUAGAUACUCCAAUACAAUGCAAAACCGCUGAUAAGGGUAAUCAAUCAGAGGCAUAUGAACAGACAUUAAAUGAAACUAAAAAUAGUUCUAGUGUUUCAAAAAAAUCAAAGGACAUAACUAUUCCAGAUAUUUAUGAAGUAGUGCAGCAAGUAAGAAAUCAUACAGGAUUGUCUUAUAAUUUUUCUCAACUAGCUGUUUCUGUUGUGAUUCAAUAUUUAUCUAAUCUAGUUGAUGAAUCAGCAAAGUCUAGUCUCAAUAGUGUACGUGAAAUUAUUGAUACUUUUCCGCCUACAAGUGCAACAUUACCAGUAGAAUGUUUGGAAAAUACUAAGGAUGGAAAAUGCAUGCAACAGUUAUUGGAAUACUUAACCGCUGCCAAAGAAGAUUCACAACAACGUUCAUGGCAAAUAUUUGAUGAUCAUGUUCAAAUUGAAGACUGUUUAGUAGAACUUACGAGCAUCUUGAAAAAUGCAGAUCCUAUGGUCAUAAAUCAUGUUUUAAAAAUGGACCAGUUUACAUCGAUUAAUAAUUUAUUGGAGUAUUACCAAAUGGAAUUACGAUGGGUGAUUCAAAAACAUUUGCUUAACAUAUUUUCUGAACUAUGCAAACUCAAUUUUGUUGUUGUUGAAAUUAUAAUUAAUUCCAUACUGCCAAUGGAAUUAGCUAGAGAUAUACAAAAUAACAAAGAAGAUUUAAACAAGCAAGUCAUUCUUGCUGAAUUUCUAACACUAAUUUUAUCGGUUGGAGAGACUUUACCAAUUUCUUGCUUUGAAUAUAUGAAUGUGGACUUUGUUACCAAAAUACUAAGUGAUAUAGAGGACAAUGAUCUAAAAUCUUCUAAUGAUGAAAAAAAUACUGAAUGCAUGAUUAAUUUAUUGCUGUCUUAUAAUCUUCAGUUUUCCAAAAUUGAAUCAAACAUAACUUUAAAAGGGCUGGCACAUAGAGAUAAUGCUAAAGUAUUGACUGAAAAUUUGUUGAUUUUACUUAACACUGAAAAAGAUCCAGUGCAAGUUUUAAAAUUGAAGAAAAAGCCAAAAAACUCUGUAGAAAAAUUGUUAAAUGACAUCCUUGCUGACUCAAAAACUGCUAAACUGUUUUAUGUUAAUGAUAUAGAAGUUCUAGUUGAUAUUAUUAUACGUCAAUUUUUGAAUAUUCCAUCCGAUGAAAUGGCUCGUACUUCAUACUUGGAACUUUGUAAGAAUGUGAUUUUUAAUACAGAAUAUUUAGACCGCAAACAUAAAUUAUCAGAUUUAAAUAAUUGCCUUCAAGAAAUUCUUGUCGAUGAUAGUUCUUGCACUAAAGACCAAGAUAUCUGUAUUAUUAAGGAAAUUUAUUUAAAAUAUCCAGAAUUGUCCAAAUAAAAUUGUUGAAUAUUUGUUUCCAAAAUAUAAUAGCUUGCUUAUUCACUAUUUUGAGUAUUAAUCAAAAUGCUAAAUGUGCUUGUAACAAUGUUGUGAUGAUUAUUAUUGUAUGUUACUUUUAUGUGCCAAAUAUUAUCUUAAACAUUUUAUUAAUAUUAUAACCAUUUUGAUUUUUCUUCUUUUCGCUUGUAGCUGUAUCUUAUUUUACAAUACGUUUUGAUAUUUUUAAAUUUUAUUUCAUAUUUAACAAUGUUAUAGUAUUAAAUAUAUAUUAUUAAUUUUUAUAUGUUAAUUGAUAUAUUAAGUAUUCUUGUUUGUUGGAUUCAUCUUAUAUAUUUAAAACCAAAUACUUGAUAUGUAUUACUUAUUACAGAUUUUAGUAUACCAAUAAAACAACUUUUUGUGUCUAAUUAUUUAUAUUUUAUAAAAACGUUGACUGAAUAACAUAUGCUAGCAGUAACAUUCAGCAGACUUUACAGCAAUGGUUCUCAUUUUCCCAAUGGGUUAUCUGCACACAGAAUAGAUGAAAUGUAUGUAUGAAUUAAUUAGAUUAAUUAUAAUAAUUGUAAUAUUAUUAUAUUUGACUACGCUUGACUGGAUGACUCGGUUACUUAGUCGCUAGCCAUGAUGUGAUCAAUAAGUGUCCAGAGAGGAACUACUAUGUUCACGAUUCUCAGUUAUCGUUACAAAAUAUAAAUUGUUGAAGUGUACAAAAUCACUUAUGUGUGUAUGUUACUAACAACCACACACGACUGCAGUCUGCAGGCUAAAAUAUUUUUAAUCGAUAUGUAUGAAAAAAACAGUAAAACGGCCUACACACAAUAUUCAUUAUUGACAAUAUUAUUGACUGUGUGUUAGCUAUGUUGAAAGUUUUUCAGUCUUCAAUAAUAUUAUAAUAAAUAUAUUGAAAAUAUCAAAACCGUUUAGAUAUAUUUUAUUGACAGGUUUUUAAAGAUCGUGAAUGUGGCAAUGAUGUGCUUGUCCCAUCAGCAAAUAGCGGCAAACUUCAGAGAUAAGAACAAUAUUUUGAUAACUGAUUAUUGCUUUGUUAUUGUAAAUAAUUCGGAUAUACAAUACUACAAUAGUGAUAUUACUGAUAUUAGAAUACUAGAAUUAGUUGAUGGAAAUAGGGUUCUAUUCUAAUUUCUAUCUAUACAGACUCCAACCGUGAAUUGUGAUCCACUGCUGCUAAUGAAAUUUCAAUUCAUGCUUAUUCAAAUUUGUUAUAUUUAGUGAAAA